AUGAGCAAGCAAAAACUCGAGAAGCCCCAGACACGUCACGUUCCAACACACUGCCGCGGCUCUGCCGAUGCACUCUUCCGUGGACGUGCACGGCGCCCCCGGGCUGCGGGAGCCGCAGGCGGGGGCGGGGAGCGAGGGGAGGUGCCGGGGUCGGGGGUGGGGGAGCGGCGGCUACAACAGCAUCACCGUGGGGACAGCCAGCUCGCCUCGCCCCCCUCAGCUGGACGUCCAGCACCCUCCCCUGAAGGGCAGGGAGUAGAGGGGCCCCCUGAUGCUGGAUGCCGAGGCCGGAGAGGAAGCCGGGGCUCGGGGGUUCCCGGACCCGCCUUCCCUCGAAGCCAGCCUCCCGGGGACCGGCCGGGCCGAGGCGCAGGUGGCGGCGCGGCCCGCCCGUCCCCGGAGGGGCCGGUUCCCGCUGCCCCCGCCCGCGGGCCCGCGCCCGGUUCGGCGGCCUUGCCUCCGUUAGCCGCCUCCCGCGGGUCCCUGCCGGCCGGCCGCCCGCCCGGCCGGCCCCCGCCCGGCCGCCAGCCCGCGGCCCCGGCUCGCCUCACCUCCGACCGGAGGGCCCUGUCCGCUCCGCUAGGAGGGGCCUGUCCGCUCCGCCAGGGCACCGCUGAAGGUCUUCUUCGGACCAACGCCGUCCGCGCCUGCGCGGCCCCACGCCCGCGGCGCCUGCGCGCCCCGAGCCCCGAACCCCGCGCCGCGGCUGCGCCGGAGAGUCGCGCCGGGGGCGCGCGCCGCGAGCCCGAGGCGGCCCAACACCUCCAACUGUCCGAGUGCGCGCGCGCGCCGCGUAGGGCGGCGCGCGGGGGCAGACGGGGUGGAUGUGAGCGCGCAGGCGCAGGGCCCGCGCCUUUAUCCCCUGAGGGGCCCGCUCUCGCGAGAAGGCGCGGAGCCCACUGGCGACCCUUGCCCGCGGAGAGGUCGCCCCCUGCCGCGUCUUUCUCCAGCGGACGCUUGAGAGACCUGUGA
Molecule: messenger RNA, 972 nt
Organism: Budorcas taxicolor (takin)
Lineage: Eukaryota; Metazoa; Chordata; Mammalia; Artiodactyla; Bovidae
Product: skin secretory protein xP2
Exons: 1
Coding region: 1-972 (323 amino acids)
Source: RefSeq, a predicted model, not a curated record